This is a messenger RNA of Ogataea angusta, 627 nucleotides long. RefSeq lists its product as uncharacterized. The record is from RefSeq and is a predicted model, not a curated record. Gene Ontology annotation, molecular function: RNA binding. The transcript has a single exon. Gene Ontology annotation, cellular component: nuclear exosome (RNase complex); cytoplasm. Gene Ontology annotation, biological process: RNA processing. The coding region runs from base 1 to 627 and encodes 208 amino acids. NCBI's taxonomy places the organism in Eukaryota, Fungi, Ascomycota, Pichiomycetes, Pichiales, Pichiaceae.
AUGAACGCCUUGGUACUGCCGGGACAACCAAUUGUCCCCGUCCACACGGCCAGCCACACGUAUGUGUCAGGCUCUAACACGUUGCAGAUUGAGAAAUCCGUUGACGGAACGGUUGUUCCCUGCAUUGUCGCGACCACUUUGGGCUCUGUGCAAUUUAGCACUAACGACAACACGUCCACCGUUUCAGUGCAAUCGAGUGGAGCUAAAAUCGCCAAUUUUACGCCUUCCGAAAAUGACGUGGUCAUUGCCAAAGUGACAAAGAUAUCGUCCAACAAAGUCAACCUCGAUAUUCUACACGUUCAAGACGCAAGCAUCCAUUUAUCUAAUUUACUGCUGAACGAUUACGGCGAGAAUUUCAAGGCUGUGAUUCGCUCGUCAGACAUUCGCUCCACAGACAGAGACAAGGUGAAAGUCGGAGAUUGUUUCCGACCAGGAGAUAUCGUCAAGGCGCUGGUGAUUUCCCUGGGAGAUGGAAUAAACUACUACCUGUCCACAGCAAGAAACGAUUUAGGAGUGAUACACGCGCGGUCGAAAUCGGGCAAGCUACUGUAUCCGCUAGACUGGGAAACGAUGGUGGUGCCCGAAACAGGCGAGCUGGAACCGCGUAAGUGCGCCAACAUUAAUUAG